ACUAAAUCAUAUAUCAUGCGUUGCUUCUUUCGUGAACUCAUUCUUCCCUUAUAUAAGUGCUCAUUUUAUGUUCUGACAGCCAUAUAUUGGCAUGAAAAAUGGAGAAGCUCAAGAACUCUACAAUCUUCACCACCUGCCUUUUUCUCUUCCUCCUUGCCACACCUUGCUUUUCCAAAGAAAUCAACAAGAUGUAUAAACGGAGAAAAUGUAGGUGAAUCGGAUUUGAUGGAUACUGAGGUUUAUGAAAUCGAUUAUAGAGGUCCGGAGACUCACUCAUCAGUUCCACCACCUGGUCACUCUCAUGGGAAGAAGCGUUUGCCUUUGAUCCACAAAGAAAAUGCGAUGGCAACCCCAAAACCUAAGAGCAUUGAAGGUGCUAACAUGGGAAGAAAGGUGAAGAAAGUACAUGGAUGAAGAUACUGAUCUGGACAGUGUGAGUAGUGAUAGUUUUGGUUCUCAAUUUGGUCCCUUUUAGUAUACAUAUCAAUUCUAAAUAUGUAUUAAUAUAUAGAUAAAUACAUAUAGCAAUCUUUAAUUUAUUACAUGUUUUUAUUGCCUUGUGUAAAUGAAGGGCUUCAAGAUCUUAUAUAUGUUCAGAACAAUGAAUAUAUAUUAUCCUUGUGAUUAUCAUUUAUCACGCCUAAGAAUUAAAGAAGUCAAUCUAUAGUUUAUCAA
Messenger RNA from Pyrus x bretschneideri (Chinese white pear), 675 nucleotides. RefSeq lists its product as uncharacterized. The coding region runs from base 16 to 414 and encodes 132 amino acids. Lineage: Eukaryota; Viridiplantae; Streptophyta; Magnoliopsida; Rosales; Rosaceae. The record is from RefSeq and is a predicted model, not a curated record. The transcript is spliced from 4 exons.